AUGACUGCCACUGCAUCAUCUCACUGCACGAUUACGUCUUGCAGUUCACAUACUGUUACAUACCCCUUAUCAAAACCGACUCCCCAGGGUGCUCAUAUAAUCACUGGCCUCACCCGGAGUGUGGCGCUGCCCCUUGAGGAUACUCUUUUGGAGUUCGAUUCAAACUUUGGAGUCGGUGUGCUGACACCAAAACCCGUUAGUGCUGAUGUGGAGGCUAAUUUGUGUGAACGACAACGCACUUCUAGGGUUCUGAAUCGGCCAAGGCUACUUGCCUCGCUAUAUUUGAAUCCGACAGGCCUUCUUCCGGUUUACUCGAUGAGGGAGAAAGAGUUCCACGACAGGCUGACGUGCUUGAAGCCUACAGGGUUUGUAUCGGUGGCAUUGCUGCUCGACCUCCAGGAAUGGAUAGGCAGCUCAACGAAAGCUAUCACUGAGGCGGGAACUUGCAGUGAGUCGCUGAGCUGGGGCAAGGUCACAUCGAUGCAGCUUACGCUUGCCACUGGGCCGACACUAUGA
Messenger RNA from Truncatella angustata, 516 nucleotides. RefSeq lists its product as uncharacterized. The record is from RefSeq and is a predicted model, not a curated record. Bases 1 to 516 code for a protein of 171 amino acids. NCBI's taxonomy places the organism in Eukaryota, Fungi, Ascomycota, Sordariomycetes, Amphisphaeriales, Sporocadaceae. The transcript has a single exon.